Mucor mucedo is the source of this 1255-nucleotide messenger RNA. Its product is annotated as SH3 domain-containing protein. Gene Ontology annotation, molecular function: protein binding. The transcript is spliced from 3 exons. Bases 37 to 1026 code for a protein of 329 amino acids. The record is from RefSeq and is a predicted model, not a curated record. Gene Ontology annotation, biological process: protein transport to vacuole involved in ubiquitin-dependent protein catabolic process via the multivesicular body sorting pathway. Gene Ontology annotation, cellular component: ESCRT-0 complex. NCBI's taxonomy places the organism in Eukaryota, Fungi, Mucoromycota, Mucoromycetes, Mucorales, Mucoraceae.
UUUUUUUUUCUUUCUUUCUUUAUUUACCAUUUAUCAAUGACUACUGACGCUACACACGUUGCCAACCACAUGUUGGAAUCCAUCCUUCGAGAUCUAUGUUUUUUAAAGGAAAAUAAAUUUAUACCAAAUCAAGCUUACAACGAUGUUGUUAGCAUAUUACCUAGUCGUAUUCAAGAACGGACAAUAACAUUACCAUCACUACCACCAACAACAGCACCAGCACCAACAACAACAACAACAACAACAACAAUGAUGAUAGAAUCUGUAAAGCCUCCUUUACCCACUCGUAAAAGCACACGUGAGUCACCUGUUCCUGCAAGCCGUGAUGUAAGUUCGUUUCCAAAGUUACCUACCAGACGUACAAAUGAUUGGCAACCACAGCCAGAACAAGAAAAAUACACUGCCUCUCCUCCUCCACCUGCUCCUCCCGCUUACACUCAAAAACCCGUGAUUCCAGAAACUAACAUAUUGACUUCUGCAGAAGCUUUAUAUGACUACCAUGGUGAAGAUCCUUCAACAGAUCUUUCAUUUAAACAAGGCAAUAUCAUUGAAGUUACAGAAUACGUGAAUGAUGAUUGGUGGAAGGGUUCAGUGAAUGGAAAAUCAGGUAUUUUUCCUCAGAAUCAUGUCAAAAAAAUUGCACCCAGCAUCAAACCAAAACGUCCUUGGGUACCACCCACCUCCGCUAAACCCUCCUUUUCAACAAGCACACCCACUACCACACCACCUUACAGUUACCCACCCCCUCCUACAGCUGCCAUCUAUCAACCUCCUCCUCCUCAGACCUACAAUACAUCAUCCUCCGCCUCCUCGGCAUCCUAUUAUCAACCGGCCUAUAAUCAACCAACCUAUAAUCAACCACCUGUAGCACAACCACCCGUCACCACUGCGGUUGCUACAGAAGAAGAAGGAGGAGAUAAAAAGGUUCAUAAUAUGGCUAAAAAGUUUGGUGGACAUGUAGCGACAGCUGCCACUUGGGGUUUUGGUGCUACACUUGGUAGUCAGGCAGCAAAUGCUAUUUUUUAAACAAUAAAAAAAUAAUUGUUGUACAACCAUGAUUUAUUUUGGAGCACCGACACAUGUAUUAGAAACGAAAAAUAAAAAAAAGAGAGAGAGAGAAAGGGACGUCUGGAAUAAAAUCCUAGCCAUGGGCUAUUGCAUAACUAUAGGAAUAAAUAUAUCCCUUAAUAAAUGCAUACAACCUUUUAACCGAAACUAAUUGAGUGACAGCAAUAUUUAUUUAUUUAUCUCAUCC